Penicillium arizonense is the source of this 366-nucleotide messenger RNA. RefSeq lists its product as uncharacterized. The transcript has a single exon. The record is from RefSeq and is a predicted model, not a curated record. Lineage: Eukaryota; Fungi; Ascomycota; Eurotiomycetes; Eurotiales; Aspergillaceae. Bases 1 to 366 code for a protein of 121 amino acids.
AUGGCUUCUAGCCUUCUCAAGCCUCUGGAUGUGUUUUGCAGUCAGUCACAGUCUCAGCGAUACAUCAAAACUAUCAGGAACCUGGGUGAUGCAUGGCGUAGCCUUGCCGAAAUACCUCUUACUGAGUCCGACAAAAACUCCGCUCUGGUAGAAACCAGCUUUGACUUUGUUUUGAAAGUCACAAAUGCACUGGAAGAGCAACAGUCAGAACCAACGACUGUCGAGAUGUCAACCCAGGAGCCUCCUAUUUCUACCACUUCCGUAUCGACCACGACAUCCACGGCAACAGAACCUCCCCUGAAUUAUCGUAUCUUUGCUGAUUACGGCACGGAUUUCAUUUGGCGAGAUCCGGACGACCUCAGCUGA